GGUUUGGCGAGCAGGGGGGUGGGGGGGCUUGGGGGGCUCAGGCGAAGCCCUGGGCGAGCUCUGGACCACCGGCCUGUCGGAGAGGCCAAGCCGUGGCCCGAUCCUGCUGGCGAGGGCCGGGUGUCCCCUCGACAGCCCGGGGUGCCGGGAUCGGGCCCCCUCUCUUUGGUCGCCCCAUGCCGGUGGCCGUGGCCCACGUCCGUGGGGAGAGCGGGACCGACAUCACCGUCAAGGACCAGCCUCGUGACGUUGAGAUGGUGUCAACGCCGUGGGAACCGGCUGGGUCUUGUGCAAGGGGUCUGUGGAGGAACUUGGCCGGCAGCGAGCCCCUUCCUUCCCCUUUGCUAGGAGAGAGCCCAGCGCCCUGCCCUGCUGAGCCGAGCUGAGCCGAGCCGAGCCGUCACGGAGCAGGACAUGGGAAUCACCAUGGCUCUGGUGACGUGGGCACUGCCUCUCACCUACUUGAUGCUGUUUCUGCUCUGGAGAUCCCCAGGUGCGGGUGCCCAGGUGAGUCCGGACUUCGAGCUGCAGCAGCCCCAGGACAAGGUGUCGGUGGCAGCGGGGGAGACGCUCACCCUGACCUGCACCACGUCUGCAGCCGGUCCCCUCGGCCCCGUGAAGUGGCUGAAGGGCUGGGGCGAUGGGAACGAGACCAUUUAUGACCAGGCGGUUGCCGUCCCCCGCGUGACGCGGAUAGUGAGUAUCUCCAACACAGACUUCAGCAUCCACAUCAGGGAUGUUCGCCCCGAGGAUGCUGGCACCUAUUACUGCGUGAAGUUUGACAAACGGGUGGUCGGUCUUGAUGUGUUUCGACGUGGAAAGGGCACGGUGGUGUCCGUGCACGCCAAACCCACCCCCCCAGUUGUGUCUGGACCCGACAACAGAACGGGGCUGGGGCAACGGGUGCCUUUCACCUGCACGGCCGGAGGGUUCUUCCCCAAAGAGAUUGAUGUGAAAUGGUUCAAGGACAAGGACCGGAUCUCAGUUCAGCCACCCAGUAUCACCCUUGGGCAGACGAAAUCCUCCUACGACAUGUCCAGCACUGCGGUGGUGACACUGCAGAAGGACGAUGUCCGCUCGCAGCUCAUCUGUGAGGUGCAGCACUCCACGCUGACGGCCCCGCUGAGGGGGAUGUACCAGCUCAGGAAAGCCCUGCGAGUUUCCCCCAAAGUCAGCGUGGUCGCUGGCGUGCCGAGCCCCGUUGAGGUGGACAAGACCAUGAACUUCUCCUGCUACGUGGAGGGGUUUUACCCAGGAGAUGUGGCCGUCACCUGGCUGGAGAACGGGAUGGAGAUAAAGGUGGAGAACAUCUCCCAGCCAGUGGAGACCCCCCGGGGCUUGUUUGAGCUGAGGAGCCUGGUGGAGGUCCAAGCAACGGAGGAGAAGAACGGGUCCGUGUUCACCUGCCGAGUGGUGCACGAUGCCCGGGGCCCCAUCGACAGCACGGCCACCCUGUGGAUCACUGUUGCAGCCAAGGGGGAAUUGAGCGACAGGACCCUGACAGAUAACGGUGUGUGCCUCCUGUACUGCUCUGGCUUGUGGCUUGGCAUCCUGCUCGAGAAGGGGCUUCUCGGCGGCCUCCUCAUCUUCCUCUUCAAGCGCGCAAGGGCAUGAGGAAGGAAACGCCGGGGCCGACCCCUCAUCCCACUCCGUGUCGAUCCCCGGUUCCUCAGAUCACAGCGCCGGGAGCGGGUCCCGGGACUCGGCUGCCACCGGCUUUGUCGUGUA
Haliaeetus leucocephalus (bald eagle) is the source of this 1728-nucleotide messenger RNA. RefSeq names its product signal-regulatory protein beta 1 (gene SIRPB1). Bases 415 to 1614 code for a protein of 399 amino acids. NCBI's taxonomy places the organism in Eukaryota, Metazoa, Chordata, Aves, Accipitriformes, Accipitridae. Gene Ontology annotation, cellular component: plasma membrane. The transcript is spliced from 5 exons. The record is from RefSeq and is a predicted model, not a curated record.